GGAGCGAUCGGAGAAAUCGCGCGGUGCAUCUGCGCUAUCAUAUUGAAGUCAGAGCGUCUUUUCGCAUAUGUCAAAGCCAAUGGUUUCGCUUGUGGGGCCCAGCGGCGUGAACCCACGCCGACGAAAGCUAGUCGACCAAGAUGUUCCUCGUGAAUUGCGCACGAAAAGGGCAAAGCGAGCGCGACUUUCUCCUCGCCAGCGCCAGCAGCGUAUUAUUGAAGAGAAGGAACGGUACCAACAGCUUGUACUUUUCUGGAUAAGAAUCAUCCAGUACUUCAUGAAUAAGGCUGCAAGAGCAAAAGCAGCAACAGCGUCAAUACCAGUCUCAACAGCUGGCCCAUCACCAACAGUCAACCCAUCAUUGGCAGCAGGACCUUCGUCGGCAGCCGGCCCGUCCUCAGCAGCCGGCCCAUCCUCGGCAGCCGGCCCAUCCUCGGCAGCUGGCCGAUCAUUGGCAGCUGCACUGCUCUUGGCAGUUGGACAGUCAGCAGCAGCUGGACCAUCCUCAGCAGCCGGCCCAUCCUCAGCAGCCGGUCCAUCCUCAGCAGCCGGUCCAUCCUCAGCAGCCAGUCCAUCCUCAGCAGCCGGUCCAUCCUCAGCAGCCGGCCCAUCCUUGGCAGCCGGCCCAUCCUCGGCAGCUGGCCGAUCAUUGGCAGCUGCACUGCUCUUGGCAGCUGGACCAUCAGCAGCAGCUGGACCAUCCUCAGCAGCCGGCCCAUCCUCAGCAGCCAGCCAAUCGUUGACCACCAGACCGCUAUUGGCAACCAGACCAUCGUCAGCAGUCAGUCCAUCAUCGUCAGCUGGUCCAUCAUCAGCAGCUGGACCAUCGUCGGCAGCCAGUCCGUCCUCAGCAGCCGGCCCAUCCUCAGUAGCUGGCCAGUCAUUGGCAACAAGACCGUUGUCAGCAGCCGGACCAUCAUCGGCAUCUGGACCACUGUUGGCAGCUGCAUCGUCAUUGGGAGCUGGACCGUCAUCAGCAUGCAGCCCAUUGGCAGUGACAUUGCAGACAUCAGGAGCAUCACAGCCAUCAUACAGUGCUCCAGACCACUUUGCAUUGGCAGCAUUGGCAGCGACAUCAGUACCAUCGGCGACAUCGGCAUCACCAUCAGCACCAGCGCCUUCAGCAGCCGCACAGCCCAAGCCAUCAGCGGAACCACCACUACCACCAGUAUCAACACAGCCACCAACAUCUGCAACUGCUCCUCCAGGCACAUCACCAUCAGCUGCAGUACCAAAUGGGUUUCUCAUCGUCACCACAGUACCGACAUCGCCGGCUCUAGGUGGAGAUACAGGCAAUGCUGAUGUGGUCUUAGCACAGGAACCUGAGCAACCACUACUUGUGGAGCGUUUCAAUUCCAUACCAUUACUAGAGGGUGAUACGAAAGAGAUGUACGUGAUCGUGGACGAUUCAAAUUACACCUUCGAAUUGCCCUUUGAGUGCAUGGGAGACGCUAAAUCGGGAACUGAGGAAGCCAUUUGAGUUUAUUCUCAUUCCCAGCUGAAUAUCAUAUAACUUACGUAUUUUACUAAUACAAAUUAUUCAUGAAUAUAAGCAUUUUAUAACCUAUCAUAAAUUAGCAAGAAGUAGUGUCUUGUAUUAACAAUCAUUAAUUACUGAGAAAUAAAGUACUAU
Messenger RNA from Schistocerca cancellata (South American locust), 1633 nucleotides. Its product is annotated as melanoma-associated antigen E1-like. The coding region runs from base 68 to 1480 and encodes 470 amino acids. The record is from RefSeq and is a predicted model, not a curated record. The transcript has 5 exons. Lineage: Eukaryota; Metazoa; Arthropoda; Insecta; Orthoptera; Acrididae.